AGAAAUCCUUGAUAGCACAAGGAAGGAGGGUGAAGGAAAUGCCCGUUUGAAACAACUGGAGGUGACACUGGAUGCUGCAGUGAUUGGUAAGCAAAGUGCUGAAACUGAGGCUGCGUUGGCCAAAGAGAAAGCAGAAUUAUUGAAAUCAGAGAUUAAACAGAGUGAAUUGACGCUUGCUAUUGUUACUGAGGAAAGAGAUAAAUUAAGAAAUGCGGCUAGUUUGAAGAGUGACAAAGCUGGGGAUGUACUGGCAAGUUCUAAUCUUGUUCAGGACCUUGAAUCUUCUCUUGCAAAAAGAGAUAGCUGCAUAAAGGAGCUAGAAAGCACUUUACUAGAACAGAGGGCAGUUAAUAAUCGUCAACAUGAGGAAAUAAAGUUGCUUAAUGAGAAGUUAAAUAGUGAAGCUAGAAGAAUAAAGUCAUUGGAGAGGGACAGUGAUCGGCUUCGUUCAGAGAUUGCUCUAUUAGAGGCAAAGUUGGGUCACGGUGAUUUUUCAGCUGCAAAUACGAAAGUUCUGCGAAUGGUGAAUACUCUUACUGUAGAUAAUGAGGCCAAACAAACCAUUGAAGCAUUACAAACUGAGCUGCAAAAAACAAAAGAGAAGUUAAAAGCUGUUGAAGAAUUGAAAAGUCAAUCAGGUGAAGCUGGAAAAUUGGUAGAUAACUACAUAUCAGAUAAGAUAACACAAUUGAAAGAACAGAUUGCUACUCUUGAGAAGCGAGAAGAAAGAUACAAAACAGUGUUUGCAGACAGAAUUUCAGUUUUCAGGAGGGCAUGCUGUGAACUUUUUGGUUACAAGAUUGUGAUGGAUGAACACCAGCGGUCAAAUGGAAUCCCAGUGACUCGAUUUACCCUUCAGUCAAUUUAUGCUCAAAGUGAUGAAGAGAAACUUGAAUUUGAAUAUGAAUCAGGGAAUACUAACAUUUUGACAAAUGAUUACACAUCGCAGCCUGAAAUAUCCCGUCAGGUUGAGAUAUUUGUUCGGAAGAUGAACUCAAUUCCUGCUUUCACUGCCAACUUAACGGUGGAGUCUUUCAAUAGAAGAACUUUGUCUUAGAUGCAAUCAACUUGUUACCGCACUGUUCUUUAUGGAAUUUCCAUAGCUGAUUAUUUGGUAUCUGCUGGGUUUUGGUGAGCUAGUGUCGCGACUGAGAGGACCCAUUUUUUCUUUGAAUUGGGAAUUGGUGCCUGAUCGAUCUAUUGGCCGUUUUUCUGCCAAAAUUUGUACAUAUGCUAUAAACUUGUGUCUCUCUCUCUAGUUUUUCAGAAGCAAGGAGGAAUUGGGAGCAAUUCGUGCUUCAAUAGCAAAAGGGUGCUUUUCACUAUGGAUAGUUCGUGUUGAUUUUCUAUUUGUGGUCAAUCGACCUCAAUACUUCUACCUCCAUAUUUUUUGUUCAUUUUUUGAACAGUUCAACUAUUUUAUUAGGAACUUCAGGCAUUCAAAA
This is a messenger RNA of Neltuma alba, 1445 nucleotides long. RefSeq names its product mitotic spindle checkpoint protein MAD1. Gene Ontology annotation, biological process: mitotic spindle assembly checkpoint signaling; attachment of mitotic spindle microtubules to kinetochore. NCBI's taxonomy places the organism in Eukaryota, Viridiplantae, Streptophyta, Magnoliopsida, Fabales, Fabaceae. Gene Ontology annotation, cellular component: kinetochore; mitotic spindle; nuclear envelope. The annotation marks the transcript as partial. The record is from RefSeq and is a predicted model, not a curated record. The transcript is spliced from 9 exons.